Messenger RNA from Xyrichtys novacula (pearly razorfish), 10224 nucleotides. Lineage: Eukaryota; Metazoa; Chordata; Actinopteri; Labriformes; Labridae. The record is from the annotation of a GenBank genome assembly.
AGAGGAGCUGACUUCAGCGUGGGGAAGUGCUGAGUCGUCAGUCUGACAAACAGUCAGCUGACAAACACGGCAUCAUCCUUGACAUUUCAGAAAAUAUCUUUUGUAAUCCUUCCUUUUGCUUUCAGUCAAAGACUGGCACGGGAUCUAAUUGCAUUUAACAGGUAGGAUGUUUCUUUCUUUUGUCUAUUCUAAAUGCAACAAGCAAGUUUUCUUUUCCUAACUUUGACUUUGACUGGCUACCUACAGCAAAGUAAAUCCAAGAUCAUUAGUGUUGAUUUUUGAUUGCUUAACACCCAGCACCAGACGAUAAGAAAUAUUAUUUUGUUACCAAGGUAACUUCAGUUUUCAAGCUCUUCAUUUCUGUACUGAACAAAAAAAAAAAAAAAAUGAAGAGAUGUCUGUUCACUCAUUUAAUAGAAAGAAUAAUUUUUUUCUAAAGUAGAUCGUAAAAAAGUUUCACAUAGGAAUAACUGGUAUGGGCCUGGCUAAUAGAGGUGUAUUGUUUUUCACGGCUGCACACUAAAAUGCGAAGCUUGUUGAAGAAUGUUGGAGGCCCAGCCACUAAUGACGACCCUAGACUAAUGACUGAUUUAGGGGAAAUUAUCCAGUUUAGCAAGGCUUGUAGACAUGUGAGGAGCGUAUGUGAAAUGUGAGAGUCCUAGGGCAGCAGAAAGGCUUCACUAAGUUUUUCCCAGUUCUGCAGAAAAGUAACAUUUACGUGAAAGCAUACCAUAAGCUUGUUCCACAGCCCUCAUAAAUCUUCCACAAAUCGAAAGGUUUGUACAGACAACAGGUGUGUUCAGGGAGGUCACUGGCCCCUUUGAUAUCUGAUCAGCCACCCAAAAUUCUUAAACUAUAAUUGGCUAUUUGCUUUAUCUGAAGUCGGACUUACUAAGUUAGAUCAACCAUUGUUGUCAUGCUGAUAAGGAAGAUACAAUUUUCACAAGAGCUUUAGGAAGAUUACAGUGUCCUUUAAAAUGUAACAUUCAGUGACUAUUCAGUGUUUAGCACAUUGCAAAUGUCCAUUUUCAGCCAGCUACAGGUGUACAUAUCCAUGCUCAAAUGGGCAAACACAGGCUUGAAAUAGUCUAGUUGCAGAAUACAGUGUUGUAUUCUGUUUCUUUUGAAAGUUAAACUUUUAUCUUUAGUAACAUAACAUUUAUGUUAUACUUAUUUAUAAGUAGUCAAGUUGAUUUAAUCAGUGAGUCAAUCAUAAUGUUAAUUUGUGCAUAUGUUCAUGCAUACUUCAUGCCACUCCAUAGAUCAGUGGGUGCGGCCACCCCAGUCAAAAAAGUGUAGACACGCCCCUGCUGGCGAGACCAGUGCUGAUCAACCAGAAAUCAUAGACCAGAGUUCUUCACAAACUUUUAUUCCAGAUUGUGAUUAUUUACGUCUUUAUUAACAAAGUGUGUCAAUAAAUAUGCCAGAGAUCUUCUAAACAUUGUCAAUGACUCAGUGACCUUAGCACGAUCACGAGCUACGGUGCACGACUGAGAUAUUAAACUAAGGUGUAAUGCAGUGUCAUCGUAUUACUUUAGACGUUACCUAUGCUUCUUGAAAUCACGACACGUACACUUGGAAAUCGUCUGUCACUCUUUUUCACCGAACAUCCAAAUAUUAAUUCUUGAAUCUUUUAUUUUGAAGGCUCAGCUGGUUUGUUUUGGAGCGAGGCCUCACGCGCCGCUCGUCACGUGCUUAUUCUGCUGAGCGGCUGAGCCCUGCUGUGACGCUAGCUGACGUUUCCCCUUGACAGCCAAUCAGCGCGCUGUCACUGUAGCCGCUUGUUUAUCAGCUGCUUCCGUGUUUUUGUCUCAGUCCAGGGAAGGUUUUUGUCUGGGAGAGACUCUGCUGCCAUGUCAGCGGCAACACAGGCAAGAUGAUUUUACCGUGAUACAGAUUUGUGUUAGUUUGCUGUUAUUUUGGAGGUAAUAGCCACUUACGAGAUGUCGCUGCAGUGUAAGAUUUGGUUGGUUGUUGUUGUUCGUUAGCUGGGCGGCUAACAACAUAUCGUUUUUUGUUUUACCUAAUUGUGACACGUGUAUAUAUAUCUAUCUAUCUAUAUAUGUAUAUAUAUAUAUAUAUAUAUAUAUAUAUAUAUAUAUCUAUCUAUCUAUAUAUGUAUAUAUAUAUAUAUAUGUGUGUGUGUGUGUGUGUGUGUGUGUGUGUGUGUGUGUGUUUUUACAGUAUAUUUACGUGUCUAAUGAGCGUAUCCACAGCACAGUGUGGAUCUGAGCUUUUCUGAUGAUGUUUAGACUCUAUUGACAAAGUGACUGAGAUGUGAAGUGUGCCAAACUGGUUUUUGCAAUUACUCUUUAUUUGGUCAAAUGGUUAAUUUGUAGCAGUGAUACUCCUUUACAUUGCUGCCAUAUGGUUCAUACACUAGUUCCUUAUCUGUUCACAUGCGCUGUGGCUGCCAGUGCCCCUAUUAGCAGUUUUAUAAGAACCUUAAACAUACGAUAUUUAUGUUUGUCAACAAUGAAGCUCCUAUUUAUGACGAUUAUUCUCUCUUGCAGAAUAUGGGGACAGGUAUAGUCCCUACGCAGAGCUCCAUCCUAUCAACAACUGAUGGAAACUUUACUUCCCUGUGUCCCAAUGGGACUGCCUGGGUUUGGAUAGGACUUGGAGAAUGUGCUCAAGAUGCCAGAGACAUGGCCAGUGUCUACGCAGGCCUCUUGUCCAUCCUCUGCUUCAUGGUGUCUUCCCUCCCGUAAGUGUUUGAGCCAGUUUCAUCACUUUGUAUAGGAGUAGUCUUUUAUCACAUCACCAAUUAAAUUUAUCAUUUUUUUUCCUUCUGAUUGUAGACAGUACUACAACUCCUGCAGAACAGGGAACAUGGACAGUGCUCUCUCCAUUUGGUUCCUGCUGUUGUGGCUGGGAGGUGACUCCUGCAAUCUGGUGGGCUCCUUCUUGGCUGACCAGCUUCCACUUCAGGUGAUUUUCAGCCACAUGAUUGCCACAGCGUUUCCCAUGAAAGAUUAGGACUGUAAUACCAAAUUAUAGUGAAAAUACAAAACUGUUUUCAUCAAUCUUAAGUGUUUAUGAUUGAAAAGCGAUGCAGCAUCAGGAGUUUUAAAGAAAAAAGGACCCAUUUACUUUUCUUUUCUUUUUCAUUUCAUUAAUUAUAUAGCUAAAAAAAGCAAAAGAACUGCAAUAUUUAAAGUAUUUUGGUUUAAUGACUUGGAUUGUUGUUCGUUACAUGAUUUAUUAUCAAUAAUGAUUUGACUAAAAUUGAAAUUCUGAUGGCUUGACAAAUAAUGUUGCCCUAGUGUACACAUGUUCCUUAAGAAAUAUGUGCUUAUCACUCUGUAAGAACAUAGCAAGAAUAAAAAACUACAAAAAGGUAGUUAAAUUCAGGUAACAGAAACUACCACCAUGUUUUUAUCAAGACAAACAUUUUUCAUGUUAAUUGACACACAAAUGUAGAAUAAGUGAGAGUAACAGACAGUCGUACAUGCUUCACACUGAACCCAGGGUAUUCCUCUUCUUCUGUUUUUAACAAAAUGUCCCUCUAUUAUCGUGUGUUCCCCAUCUGUACACAAGGUACAGUUUCUUCACAAUUGCAAGAUUAACUCUUUUUGCAACCAAAUUCCAAAUCAAACAGACUUUUUCAUACUCAUUUGCUGAAGAUAAGCAGCUUUGUAUGUAGAGUGGGAAGAAAUGGAAAUAUCUAGUGAUAUCUGGUGGUCAGAUUCUUGGUUAAAGUGCUCCCUUCUUCACCUAUGCCACCUGUGAAAAUUCAGGACUAGAAACUCGUGCAUUUGGUGCUGAGUAUGAUUCUCUAUUGUCAAGUUUUUACCAUGAAAAACUUUGACCAAGAGAAAAAUUUUUACGCACAACAACUCCUCACUUUAUCUUCUUAGUUUUCCAACCUAAACGCAUCAAGUGGCUUUUUACUGAAUAUGAAAAUGCAGCAUUAAACAGUUUAUCCAGUCUGUCCCACCGUAGAACAUGGCGUAGCAAGACAGCAGUAUCCUGGAAGGCGACCACUUCCUAUGUAGAUACAACAGACUCAUUUUAAGUCAACAAAAACAACAUUAUUUGAAUAUUCAGGUGAUUAUAUUCCAAGUCUCUUCUGCUAAAUUCUGUUCAGUUUGACACACUCACUCAUGACAUUGUUGAAUAUUUGUCUCCUUCCGUUAUCCAGACAUACACAGCCAUAUAUUACGUCGGAGCAGACUUGGUGAUGCUUGCCAUGUACUUCUACUACAAAUUCAGGAACAAAAUGAGUGACGGUAAGUUGUUUUUAAUUUAACUGGUGUGGUUUUAAAUCCAAGUUCAAGUUUUGUGCUGUGUAAGUUUUACUCCUUUUUUUCCACUCUGGUGUCACGGGAGCUGUUGAACCCGUCGGCCUUUUGUGAACGUAUUGAACAGAGUCUCUUAUCACCAGCUGUAUAACUAUAGUUAUAGAUCUCUUAUACCAGCACUGAUUCUUUUAAUGAUCCAACACAAGUCCAGACAGAGGAAGAGGGUAAUCCCUGUACUCUGUAACAGUGUUAUCACAUACCUCAUGUUGUUGUGGCAUUUGUUUCCUUACCUAUGACCUUUGACACAGUCACCCUUGCCUGGUGGAAUGUGCUAAGAUGUAUCUCUCUGUAGAUAUUGAUGGUAAAAACAGGUGUCCUCUCUUUUCCAGACAGUACAAUUAUGAAUGUGGUCGGUGUAGUCUGCGUCCUGGGUUUCACUUCAGGUCUUGCCAGCCUCCAGGGUUUGGACAUCCAACAGGAAAUGAUUCCCUCAGGGUUCAGGAGUCGCUCCUUGCUCUCAACUGUUAGCAGUGACCAUAUCAAAGUGAGUGAUACUUGCUUGUUUAACAGAUGAUCAGUGAGGAGUGAUGAAGUUGUGUCUGCUUGUUCUCUUUUGGUGUAACGAGUCUGCUUUUCUGUCUCUUCAGCCAUUUACCCCUAAAGAGAUCAUCGGGUUCUCCAUUGGCUCAGUGUCAUCAGUCCUCUACCUCUUUUCCAGACUUCCACAGAUGUACACAAAUGUGAGUAUGACCAAGUUGGUUUCGCCUUCAACUGAGUGAAUUUUGUGGCUCCAUACAUCGACUAAUACUAUUUCAAGGAUUUAAGGAACUUUAUUUGGAAUACCCCACACCUUUUACAGUUUGUGGUGCGAAAUUAGUACCCAGGUCCGUUCCCAAGCCAAAAUAAUGCAAUACAAUACAAUACAAGAGCAAUCAUAAAAGCAUAAGAGCAAUAAAAACACAAAAAAUGUUAAAAAAUUAAUUAAAGGCUGAAAUUAGGUUUUGGCAAUUAUUCUUUGAAAAUUAAAAAUAGAUUAUAACAAGACCAAUAUACUAAUACUGGGACAGACUAGGGAUGCUGCUCCAUACUCUGUACGACUAAAGGAGUGUGUCCAUUGAUGUUGCAUUUUGAGCUAGGAGCGCCCACAAUCUCAACCUCUAAUUGCUUCUCAUUGUUGCUGGGUUGCAAAAGUAGUCUCACAGCACCUCUGCUCCUCUUGGUAGAGGCUGUUCAGUCUGUUUCAGCGUGUUCUGUAUGUUCAAUAUUUGCUUUCAGUCAAUAGUAGUUAGAAAUGGACACAUUUGGUAGAAACCGUGUCGUACCGUUUUCAGAAGCUCUAGACCUGGAAAUUUUACCUCAAGAACACAAAUGUGGUUAGUUUGCCCCCUGUGUGGACCUGCGUCAUUGUUAUUGACUAAGUUGCUAUCAGAGGUCCCGCCCCUGUUUGAUUUUGAUUGGUUGGUGAUCAAGACACAAUGUUGACAAGCACAGAAAUUGAACUGUUUUGUUCAGAGAGUGCUGAGAUCUCUGCAACAACAAAAAAAAAAAAAAACAGCUGAAACUGGAGGUGUACUUUGUGCUGAGGAUGGUGAGGAUUGAGGAUUCGUAUUGCACGUGUUCUUUUUUAAUAGAUACAAAAGUACUACCACUGUCUAAUGAUUUCAUGACCAGGGAGAGAGAUCAGACUUGGUAAAGGUACAGGUAAAGGUACAGGUAAAGGUACAGGUAAAGGUACAGGUAGUACUAGCUGUGCUCAUGGGCCAAAACCUGUAUGUAGGGAAGCACUUAAAUUGAAAUGAAAGAGUCAAAUUUCUCUGAUGGUCAAAAAUGAGGAAGUGAAAGUGCAAGUAAACGUCAUGCAAAGCCAGCAUCAAAGGUAGCUUCUGCAGAAGUGACGUCACUCUGCUGGGAAACAGCAGUCUAAGAUCCUUUUUUCUCCUGUAUUUCACCCCACAGUACAGCAGGAAGUCCACAGAAGGGGUGUCAUACUUCUUGUUCGCUCUGGUCAUCCUGGGAAAUACUCUGUAUGGCCUGAGUGUCCUACUUAAGAACCCUGAUGACGGCCACGGGGAGACGAGCUACCUGGUCCACCACCUGCCCUGGCUCAUCGGCAGCCUGGGUACCCUUUCCCUGGACCUCAUGGUAUCCUUUUAAAGAAAAAAAAAACAAACCAGAACUGCUGCGGUCGCUUGGCCUCAAGGCUCUCCCUAUUACCACGUACAUGCUACAUUUCAGGGAAGUGCUGAGCUUGUAGAGAGGACACAAUUAAUCAUUGCAGGUCUCAUGACUGCUUUCGUAGAAAUACAAUCUGGGGUAUCGAAGGUCCAAACACUCACAUGGGUCAUUGCUUGACCUCAGCUGCACCAUUUGUCUCCCAAACCAGCGUCUCUUAAUAGAGAUGAACUGAAAGUGACAUCUAAAAUAUCAAUGACACAGUAAUCAGCUUAGUAUUAAAAUCCAGAUGGAAUGCCUGUAAAGGACCCUGGUUCGAGCGUGAUGGAGGAUAGUUGUCGUACUUUCAGGAUGUUAGUGAGAACUGUUGGGGUUGUUUAAAAUGUCUUUUUCUUGCUUGAUGUAGGAUUGAUAGGCUAUUUGGGGGCUCCGUGGUGUGUUUUUCUUUUGGUUGGUGACAAGUCAGGACAGUGGGCCCGUUAAGCACCUGGUCUCUUCUACUACAGAGCUAUGCUGUUGUAAUAUGAGCAGAAUGCUGUUUGGCAUUAUUUUGCAGAAAUGUGCAAGGUCUUCCCUGAAAAAGGCUUUGUCUUGAUUGCAUCAUAUGUAAAUCUUUUGUUGGGCUCCAGGACAGUUUUCCCACUUUGCUUUAGUCCAUUCUAGCGCAACUCAAGCCCAGAGAAGUUGUCAGGAUUUUUGGAUCGUGUUUAUUUAUGAUUUUCUAAUUACAUUGUGCAAUUUUGACCUGCAUUCAUGGAUAAAACAACAAACUGUGCUUACAGUGGUUUUUUGGGAGUGAUGUUGAGCCCAUGCAGGGAUUUCCAUAGCUGUCCAGUAUGUGUGUCUAAGUGGCAUCUAAUUUAAAUUGAGCACAACCAGUAAGAUUUUCAGUUUCAAUUAGGUCUCAAAUAUGGCCUCAAAUCAAUAUCACGAUAUAUUGAGCAGUUCACCUUGAUAAUGAUAAAUGGACGAUAACUACUCCACAAGCUGCUCACCCCCUUCCACAUUAACUUUGUCUACUUCAGCCGCCGCUCCAACUUUUGAACUGUCCUCCAUCUCCUCACCUGUCUUUCCUUCUUUGUUAUGGACUGGAUGCGUCGAGUCAAGUCUCUGACGUAGGACAGCAUCUUAAAGGGACAUGAGACCAUAACCUACCUACUCAUAUCCAAACCCAACUUUUAUUUAUUUACUCAUUUUUUUGACACUGAAUAUAUUGAUAUGGCCAAAAUGACGUCAGUUAUUGUCGUAAAUUUCAGUGUCAGUAGAUUUUCGGUUCAUCGCUCAACCCUAGUUUUAAUAUUGUCUUUGCAUCAUUUCCAGUUAAAUGUUGGCCUGAAAUUAAAGGCAAACUUUAAUACGUUUCUGGUAAAAAUCAAACAACAUCAGUACCUUUGUAGAUACCACGGAAAUAGAAGUUACACUCCUAGGCAUCCACAAUUAGGUAUCCUUUAAAUUUUCUUCAUAUCAUGCUGCAAACACUGCUGGUUCAGAGAAGUUUCUGAACAGAGACCAACGUUUGACAUGCUGGUAAAUGUCAUCUUACCUUCUGUUUCACUCAUUUGUUUUUAUCAUUGGUGCUAGAGCUCUCUAUACUGUAUUUCUGUGUAACCCAACCACUUCUUGCAGCAGUUGUGUCUGUAGGUACUACUCUAUUCUUGAAAGUAUCUAAGUUUGAGAACUUUGUUGUGAAUGUGCUCAACAAGAUUCUGUUAUUGAGUAACUGUAAACUUAACAUUUUUACACAACAAACUGCAUAAUCAUCUUAGUUCUCAUAAUAUCAUAAUCAGAGAUUUUCAGCUUUGGGGUUAAAUUUUAAUCUUAAUUUCAAUCAGCCCUAACAUAGUUAAAAUUCCUGUGUGUAUUUUGCAGAUGCUCUCCCCUUUUUUACAGAGUCAGGUUAGCAUUAUCCAGUCUUUGUAAGAUGCUAAGCUGAGCCACCAUUUGCAGCUCGCAGGUUAAAGGGAUAUUCCGGCGUAGACACCCUCUCGAGAGAUGAAUGUUGCUGACUGCUUGCUUCUCUAGUUAUACCAACUUUAGAACGACCCCACAAUAGCAAUACACAGAGAUCUACAUCUCUCAUGAGUCGAUCACCGAGUGCAGUGGAAAAUUUAUGAUCAUUACUUCAUGGAAAUGUAAUAAGACUGAGACACUAAGACACAAGAACUACCGCAUCUACAGUGCACAUACAAGAUACACAAGAACUCUGAUUGCAUUUCCAUGAAAUAAUAAUCAUAAAUGUUCUUCCUUGAGCUGCGAAACUCCGCUGCACUUGAUGAUCGACUCGUCAGGGCUCCCCCACAAACAAGGAGGAGAGUGGGUGAGUUGUGUUUAGUCUCUUUGCUAAAGAAACCAGGCAAAGCUAAAAAGAUGUUUGGUGGCUAGUACUAUGGCUGGGACCCUAUAUGUACUGUUGAUAAGGUCAGGUGCUGUUCUGAGCUUUAUUUGUGGCUGUAGAGUGGCUUUUUGGUUGAGGUUUGUACGUGGAGAUGGUGUGUUUGACCCUAACUUAAAUUUACGCAGGAAUAUCCCUUUAAGACAAACAUGAAAAAGUGUUUGUUAUAUUAAAUUUAUCAUUUUUAAUUUACAUGGUGGAAUGUAUGAAUGCUUAGUUUGCAACUGGUGUUAGAAUAGUUGCAUUGUGGCUUAAAUGAUGCAGACUUUGUGAUAUGUGAUAUUGGAAACCCUAGACAUGCAUGAAUUCAAACAUAUUUGCCUACCUAUGCAUCUUGUGUCUGUUAUCAUGUGUGUUUCUUCAUGAAUUGUCAAUCUCUCUCAGAAUGUCACCAGAUUUCUUUAACACUGUGGUUCAGAUCUCUGUCCAGUUCUUGAUGUAUCGUAAACCCCAGCAGUUGGUGGACAGUGACAGUGAUGAGAGGACGCCGUUGGUGGGGAGCUACACCAACGAGGCAUGAGUGCACUAAAGGGACAUGAGCAGACACUCAUAUCAAGUGAACCCUCAAAAUCAUACUUUCAACCAAAUCAGGAUGACCAAGUUGUACAUUUUUAACUUUAUUGCAUGAUUUUAUUUAUUCUGCUCUUUUAUCGAUGUUUACCAUGUUUUUAAAUUCAAAUGUACUGUAAAAAUUGAAGCUCUUCACUUGUCUCCAGCUACAGUGAUGCAAUCAAAGCUGCAUUUUAUCCUCACGUUUUAAAGAUGCAUGAAGAGAAACUCUCGAUGUCAACUUGGUCCUUUCCAGUUUUUAGGUCACAACCUGAAUUGAAUGCCAGACCUUGUACAGACCUCAGAAACCAGCUGGUUGGCUUUCCAGACCCACCUGGAGGUGUCUUGAAACUAAUUCCUGUGUUUUUAAGUUGCCAAAUAUUUUGACGGUUCUGACACUAACCACUACGUGAAGCCCUGUCUGAUCUUGUUUACAGUGUUCAGAAAAAGCUCCUGUAACUCGAAUCGUUUGUUCACAGGGGCUUUAGGGACGUGUCUUAUCAACAUGAAUGUUUUGCAUCAUACUUGCAACUGUAUAUUUAGUCGAUUUUCAUGUGCUUUAAUCAACAUAAUGUUUUGAGCCUGUAUCUUUUUGGUACAUUUUAGGUAUCUUUUUAAUUAAAGUCCUAUUCUUAUGUUUUAUUGUUGUCUAAUACAGACUCUUGACCAGUUUUGUUUGCACUGGUAAUGAAACAGAUUUUCACUACCAUGUUUAAUUUAGAAAUUUUCAAGUUUUUUUCAUUCUCAUUGUUUUGCACAACAGACGUUUGUUUUGUACUUUGAGAAAUGUGAAAUUUGUUUUCUUUUUGGGUCAGUGUACAGGUCACUGUAAAGAUGAAUAAAAUGGAAAAUGUCUGUACUUUUUAA